Molecule: messenger RNA, 3870 nt
Organism: Mycena indigotica
Lineage: Eukaryota; Fungi; Basidiomycota; Agaricomycetes; Agaricales; Mycenaceae
Product: P-type phospholipid transporter
Exons: 20
Coding region: 13-3870 (1285 amino acids)
Biological process (GO): post-Golgi vesicle-mediated transport; intracellular protein transport; endocytic recycling
Cellular component (GO): plasma membrane
Molecular function (GO): ATPase-coupled intramembrane lipid carrier activity; ATP binding; magnesium ion binding
Source: RefSeq, a predicted model, not a curated record
CGCACCACCAACAUGAGCGAGGAUUUCUUGCGGCUUGUUUCACAGGCCAAUCCAGCGACUCGCCAGCAAUACCAACCAGCUAACGACGGUUAUCCUCCAGCCAACUCACCUCAAUUGCUCGACCCAUUCUUCGAUGACGAUGAUGAUCUUCCCGACUCUGCCUUUGGGAGGCAAGCCGGACCCAUGGAUUCACAGGCCAGCGGCCUACCUUUAGCAAGAAAUGCGGCACCACCUGCUGGAACAGGUCAGCCUCGGGGUUGGGACGAGGACGAGUUUCGUAACCAACCUUUUGCUGGUUCAAGCACAUUCAACGGCACCUCCCCAAAGCCAACGGAAACGAAGCCCACCAAACCGCGGAGGAGAUGGAAAUGGCCAUGGCAGAAGGAGAAGGAGCUCACAGGCGACAGAGUGAUAGCACUCAACAACGCGGCCGCCAACGCCGAGUUUUGCUCCAACUUCGUUUCCACCAGCAAAUACAAUGUUGCAUCCUUCAUCCCCAAGUUCUUAACAGAACAAUUCUCCAGAUACGCCAACCUUUUCUUCCUCUUUACCGCCUGCAUCCAACAAAUACCGAAUGUGUCCCCAACCCAGCGCUACACAACGAUAGUACCUCUCGGUGUUGUACUCCUCGCUUCAGCAUUCAAGGAGAUUCAAGAAGAUCUGAAACGACACCAAUCAGACUCAGAGCUCAAUGCGAGACUGGCCAAGGUUCUCGCUUCAGAUUCGACGUUCGUGGACAAGAAGUGGCAGGAUAUCAGUGUUGGGGAUGUGGUUCGAAUGGAGAGUAACGAGUUUAUACCCGCCGACAUGGUCGUCCUCAGCUCCAGUGAACCUGAAGGAUUAUGUUACAUUGAAACCGCGAAUCUUGACGGUGAAACCAACCUCAAGAUUAAACAAGCUUCGACUCACACUUCCUCCCUUGUCGCUCCCUCUCUCGUUAGCUCCUUACGCGGAUCCCUUCGAGCGGAACAGCCCAACAACUCACUCUACACGUUCGAGGGCACAUUCGACCUUAUAACGAAUAGCGGUUUGCCUAAACAGGUUCCAUUAGGACCAGAUCAAGUCCUUUUGCGCGGCGCCCAACUGCGAAACACUUCCUGGGCAUAUGGCGUAGCGGUAUACACUGGCCAUGAGACUAAACUUAUGCGAAAUGCAACUGCCGCUCCGAUCAAGAGAACCGCCGUCGAGCGUCAGGUCAACUUGCAAAUCGUCUUCCUCUUUAUAUUCCUAUUGGCCCUCUCCGUUGGCUCUUCAAUCGGGGGAAGCAUCCGGUCAUGGUUCUUUGCUAGUCAACAAUGGUAUCUGUUCGAGACAACGUCAAUUGGUGGCCGAGCCAAAAGCUUCAUCGAGGGUUUGACCAAUCUAUUCUUCUUAGAGUUUAUUGACUUUGCGGCAGAUAUCUUGACCUUCAUUAUUCUUUACAACAAUCUAAUCCCUAUAUCGCUCAUCGUGACCAUGGAGUUCGUCAAGUUCCAACAAGCACGACUAAUCAAUUCCGAUCUGGAUAUGUACUACGCACGAACGGACACCCCGGCUCUUUGCAGAACCUCUUCUCUCGUCGAAGAGUUGGGUCAAAUCGAAUAUGUCUUCAGCGACAAGACGGGCACGUUGACUUGCAACGAAAUGGAAUUCAGGUGUUGUAGCAUAGCUGGGGUCGCCUACGCCGAGGUUGUCGAGGAAGGCAAACGGGGCGAUGGUGAAGAAGGGAAGGAUAAUGGCUGGAGAACUUUUGCCGAGAUGAAGGCGCUGCUUAGCGACAAUCCCAAUCCAUUCGUCGACCCUAGCGCAGCAGGUUCCGCCAAUGCGCCAGAAGUCAUGGAGCGAGAGGUUGUCAACGACUUUUUGACACUUCUUGCGGUCUGCCACACUGUGAUCCCUGAAGUCAAGGACGGGAAGACUGUCUUCCAGGCCAGCAGCCCUGAUGAGGCAGCGCUAGUUGCUGGUGCAGAAGUGCUGGGAUACCAGUUCCAUACUCGCAAACCCAAAUCCGUUUUCGUGAAUAUCCAAGGGCAAUCACAACAGUUUGAUAUUCUCAACGUUUGUGAGUUCAAUUCGACACGAAAGCGAAUGUCUACCGUCGUUCGAAUGCCCAAUGGCAAGAUCAAAAUCUACACGAAAGGCGCGGACACUGUCAUCUUGGAAAGGCUGAGCAAGAACCAACCGUACACCGAGAAAACAUUGGUGCAUCUUGAGGACUACGCUACUGAGGGUCUGCGAACGCUGUGUUUGGCGUACAGGGAUAUUCCAGAGCAAGAAUACAGACAAUGGUCGGCCAUCUAUGACCAAGCUGCUGGCACCAUCAACGGUCGAGGUGAAGCUCUCGACCGGGCUGCGGAGUUGAUCGAAAAAGAUCUUUUCUUGCUGGGUGCCACUGCCAUUGAAGACAAGCUGCAAGAUGGAGUCCCUGAUACCAUUCAUACCCUCCAGAUGGCCGGAAUCAAGGUCUGGGUUCUAACGGGAGACCGACAAGAAACUGCGAUCAACAUCGGAAUGUCAUGCAAACUCAUAUCAGAGUCGAUGAAUCUGGUUGUUGUCAAUGAAGAGAAUUCGCAUGACACCGAGCAGUUUUUGGCCAAGCGACUUUCUGCCAUAAAGAGCCAACGGAGUACGGGAGAACUCGAGGAUCUAGCUUUAGUGAUCGACGGAAAAAGUCUUGGGUUUGCUCUCGAGAAACCGCUUUCUAAGAUCUUUCUGGAGCUUGCCAUCAUGUGCAAAGCCGUCAUCUGCUGCCGUGUUUCGCCUUUGCAAAAGGCUUUGGUUGUCAAGCUCGUUAAGAAGAACCAGAAAGCGAUAUUACUUGCCAUCGGUGACGGUGCAAACGAUGUGAGUAUGAUCCAAGCCGCACAUGUGGGAGUUGGUAUCUCGGGAGUGGAGGGUCUCCAAGCAGCGCGAUCUGCUGAUGUGGCAAUUUCCCAAUUCCGAUUCUUGAAGAAACUACUCCUUGUCCAUGGUGCUUGGAGCUACCAACGACUGUCCAAGUUGAUUCUUUACUCAUUUUAUAAGAACAUCACGCUCUACAUGACCCAGUUCUGGUUUGCCUUUUUCAAUAAUUUCUCUGGACAAAUCGCCUACGAAUCGUGGACUUUGUCCAUGUACAACGUUGUAUUCACACUGCUGCCUCCACUUGUCAUCGGUAUUUUCGACCAAUUCGUGUCAGCGCGGAUUUUGGAUCGUUACCCGCAACUCUACAUGCUUGGCCAGAAGAACAUCUUCUUUACGACCACCGCCUUCUGGAUGUGGGUUGGUAACGCAUUGUACCACAGCCUGGUAUUGUUCGCAUUCUCCGUCGUCCUAUUCUGGGGAGACCUGAAGCAAGCCACUGGUCUGGAUUCGGGCCAUUGGUAUUGGGGGACCAUGCUUUAUCUCGCGGUGCUCCUCACAGUGCUAGGCAAGGCGGCAUUAAUAUCAGAUUUAUGGACAAAAUAUACGGCAGCCGCCAUCCCUGGCUCCUUCAUUUUCGCCAUGCUCUUCCUCCCGUUAUACGCCCUCGUUACGCCCCUUCUUGGGUUUUCACAAGAAUACUCGGGUUUGGUGCCACGUUUAUGGACAGAUUCGAUAUUCUACCUCGUCCUUCUUUUCAUUCCUAUAUUCUGUCUUGUCCGCGAUUUCGGCUGGAAAUACUACCGACGGACGUAUAUGCCCUCGUCAUACCAUAUUGCGCAAGAGCUGCAGAAGUACAACAUUCCUGACUACAGGCCUCGACAGGAGCAAUUCCAAAAGGCGAUCAAGAAGGUUCGUGCGGUCCAACGAAUGCGCCGUAAUCGUGGCUUUGCCUUCAGCCAAACAGAGGAUGGUGGAAAGCAGGACCAAGCAAAAUUGAUUCGGGCGUACGACACAUCAAAAGGCAAUUCCAAGCCUUCAGGAUAUUAG